Molecule: messenger RNA, 1641 nt
Organism: Penicillium nucicola
Lineage: Eukaryota; Fungi; Ascomycota; Eurotiomycetes; Eurotiales; Aspergillaceae
Gene: aglA
Product: putative alpha-galactosidase
Exons: 1
Coding region: 1-1641 (546 amino acids)
Biological process (GO): carbohydrate metabolic process
Molecular function (GO): hydrolase activity, hydrolyzing O-glycosyl compounds
Source: RefSeq, a predicted model, not a curated record
AUGAAAACCAUGUCUCCCUGGUCGAUACCCAGUAUAACAAACCUCUUAAUGCUUCCCCUACUCCCCCUACUCCCAGCCCAAGCCUCAACAGAGACACCAACUAUCCUCCCAACUCCACCAAUGGGCUUCAACAACUGGGCACGCUUCAUGUGUGAUCUCAAUGAAACACUAUUUACAGAAACAGCCCAGUCAAUGCUCAGCCGCGGUCUCCAGCGCGCAGGCUACAACCGCCUCAACCUAGAUGACUGCUGGAUGCGCCAUGACCGUGCUUCCGACGGCUCCCUGCAGUGGAACACCACCUUGUUCCCGCACGGCAUUCCCUGGCUGGCCGAAUAUGCCACCAAGCAUGGCUUCCACCUGGGCAUCUAUGAAGAUGCCGGGAAUCUCACUUGUGGUGGGUAUCCGGGGUCGUAUGGACAUGAACAGCAGGAUGCGGAGACAUUCGCCAGCUGGGGAAUUGACUAUCUCAAGCUGGAUGGGUGUAACGUCUGGGCGGAGGGUGGUCGGUCGCUUCGUGAGGAGUACCGCGUGCGCUAUGGACAGUGGCAUGAUAUCCUUACAGCAAUGGAGAACCCGCUGAUCUUUUCCGAGUCUGCGCCGGCUUAUUUCGCUGAUAAUGCCUCGGACUGGGCUGUUGUCAUGGACUGGGUGCCGAGGUAUGGGGAGUUGGCGAGGCAUUCGACUGAUGUGUUGGUGUAUGUUGGCGAGGGGAGUGCUUGGGAUAGUAUUAUGAAUAAUUACGACUAUAAUACUCUGCUGGUGCGCUACCAGGCUCCGGGGUAUUAUAAUGAUCCUGAUUUCUUGAUACCCGAUCAUCCUGGUUUGACGCAGGUUGAGAAGGAGUCGCAUUUUGCGCUGUGGACUUCGUUUUCGGCGCCGCUUAUUAUCAGUGCCUAUAUUCCUGCUCUAUCGGAUGAUGAUAUUGCAUAUCUUAGCAAUGCUGCUCUUAUAGAGGUGGAUCAGGACCCACUGGCCGAGCAGGCUGCUUUGGUUAGUCGGGAUGGGACGUUCGAUGUGUUGACUCGCUCGUUGGCGAAUGGAGAUCGACUUCUCACUGUGCUGAACCGUGGCAGUACAACUGCAAAGACUAGUGUUUCUGUUGCUCGUCUGGGUCUUUCCUCAAAGUCACCCUGCGAGUAUCGCGCUCACAAUCUAUGGACUGGUCAAAUUUCGACUAUUCGUGAGGCUGUUGAUAUUACGCUUGACUCCCAUGCUACAGGUGUCUUCCGUAUCACGCCUAGACAUUGCACUGCUAUUACACCUACGGGAAUGGUGUUCCAUACACCAUCUGGUCUAUGUAUGACGGCGUCCUCUGCGAAGGUCACUUUUGAAAAGUGCCGUGCUUUGGACUCUCAGGUCUGGAGUGUUGAUGCUAAUGGUAGCAAGCUAACUCUGAGUCCGCUGUCGGAUGGAACCGCUUGUCUUGCUUCUUCGAAGGAUGGGAAAGGGGUUUCCCUCACCCAGUGUGAUGGUGCUCGUGCAACUUGGUCGCACCAUGUUACCGGUCAUUUGAGCAAUGAGCAUGCCGGGGGUUGUCUGACUGGGGGCUCUGGAGGUGGAGCUAUUGUGUCUUGUGUGAUUGAUAGUGCCGCUCAGAUCUUUGGGUUGCCUAGUGGUGUGCAACUCGGUGGGAGUAUCUGA